UCAAAAUCAGUUUCACACACAAUUCCAAACUCGUCGUAUAUACCUCACAGUAGAGAAACAUUUAGUUUUUUUGUAAUUUUUGUCCAAUAAUUUUUUAUAACUUCCUAAUUUGAUAACAGUGAACGUUUCUCAAAUACAUAAGAUAACUAAAAUCAUCAUGAUCAUCCCAAUUCAAAGAGAAGGAAGCAACUCCGUCCCACUGAGCCACCCAACUUCCUUCAAAACUACUUCCGCCCACACAUCCAAAAAAUCUGUCAGAAUCACUCCAAAAAUUACAGAAAUUGAAAUGCGACCCCAGACUCGACCUGUGGUCGUCCAGCCGAAGCAGCAGGAAAAUUUUAAACCUGUCAGUAUUCUGUCAUCAUCAAAGUCUCACGACUGGAGUGACAUGUCAAACUCUGCCCUCAAGAUGUUUGAAGCCAGCAACAAGAGAUGGGCGGCAGAGAAUAACGUUGAGAACAACUUUCUCGUCCCUUCUUUCAACACUUCUACGCAAAGUUUGUUCAAGGACAACAAGUUUGACAACUUUUCUAAUCGGAUCAUGACGCCCAUGUUUCAGGAUCAUCCCAUCAAAAUUGAGACCUUUGUCACAGAAUCGGAUCGAUACGUGUUAACGCUGGAUGUGAGACAGUUUAAGGCGGAGGAGAUUCAGGUGAAGGUGGCUGAUGAGACAAUCAGCGUUUCGGGGAAGCACGAGGAGAAGCAGGACGAGGGAAACUUCAGUUAUCAGGAGUAUUCCAGGAAGCACUCACUGCCUCCCGGCGUCAGAGCGUCCGACGUCAAGUGCGUCCUAAGUUCGGACGGGAUUCUCACCAUCACCGCUCCCAGAAAGGAACAACCAGCACUUCAACAAAGCGAAAGGACGAUUGCAAUCAAACACUCUGGACUGCCGGCCAUCCGUGUUUAGCACCACUUUUUUUUCGUUUUUCUGAAAACUUAUGUAUUAAACAAUUUCGCAAUGUAUAUAUCUCCUGUAAUACUUUUUAAUGCACGGAAGAGAUAAAUAAACUGGUACACAUUACGCAUUCACCAAAAGUCUUCAAUAAAA
Folsomia candida is the source of this 1048-nucleotide messenger RNA. RefSeq names its product alpha-crystallin B chain. The transcript is spliced from 2 exons. NCBI's taxonomy places the organism in Eukaryota, Metazoa, Arthropoda, Collembola, Entomobryomorpha, Isotomidae. Gene Ontology annotation, biological process: response to heat; protein refolding. Gene Ontology annotation, molecular function: protein folding chaperone. Bases 158 to 907 code for a protein of 249 amino acids. The record is from RefSeq and is a predicted model, not a curated record.